AUGCAGUAUCACUUGUGGGGCUUUGGAAUACUCAACGAUCUGAUUAAUGGUAGAGAAUGGUCCGUUAGUGGAAAUUUCCCAAGGGUUACUUUUUGUGAUGUGGUAAUUCGUGAAAUCGGUAAUACGAAUCGGAAAACUGUUCAAUGUGUUCUAAUGAUAAAUGUGUUCAAUGAGAAAAUAUUCCUUUCCUUAUGGUUCUGGCUGAUGGCUUUGGGCCUUUUAACAAUUAUUAAUUUAGCUUACUGGACAAUAAUAACUUUUGUUCCCAUCUGUUCUAGAAACUUCGUGUCAUGUUAUUUGACUUUUCACAACAUUGAACCAUCAGAAGAAGAGCUUGAUUAUUUCCUAUAUAAUUCAGCUGGAAAGGAUGCAAUUACGGCACUGCAUUUGGUGAGCGAUAAUGCUGGCGAAAUGGUAGCAGCUGACCUAUUUGCAGCACUAUGGUGUAUUUGCCGGGAACGCGAGAAUAGAAACAAAUUUGAGGUUAGAUAA
Brugia pahangi is the source of this 492-nucleotide messenger RNA. NCBI's taxonomy places the organism in Eukaryota, Metazoa, Nematoda, Chromadorea, Rhabditida, Onchocercidae. The record is from the annotation of a GenBank genome assembly.